Lepus europaeus (European hare) is the source of this 2045-nucleotide messenger RNA. It is a transcript of the gene EFCAB12, whose product is annotated as EF-hand calcium binding domain 12. Lineage: Eukaryota; Metazoa; Chordata; Mammalia; Lagomorpha; Leporidae. Bases 1 to 1692 code for a protein of 563 amino acids. The transcript has 9 exons. The record is from RefSeq and is a predicted model, not a curated record.
AUGGGGAGGGUGUUCUACCACUCUUCAGUCGAAAAUGAAAACACCAGCAAGGUGCCUGUCUUCAAUCUUGAACCGGUCACCGCCCACUGCUUCAAGCAGUUCAAGCAGAAGGACUUUCACCUGCCUCAGAGCCGCCGGCGAAUCAUUAUCGUGCCUGGCAAGCAGGACCGGGGGCCCACCCAUGCCACACCGCAGCCCCACGCUCCUCCACAGCCCGCCCCCCGCUGCAAAGCCCUGGAAGCUGAAGACAUCCAGGAGCCGCAGGAGGACUGGAAGACCUGGCUGAGCAAGAAGCUGACGCUGAAGAAGGAGCUAGAGUCCUUUGGUGACUUAAAGAGGUGGCUGGAGAACAAGCCCAGUGUCACGCCUGUGGAGGCCAAGGCGCUGAACAAGGUCCGUGAGGAGCAGGCUGCUCGGCUGGGGGACCACUUGACCCUUAUCAGGACCGUCAAGGAAGUCCUCCAAACCCCGCCCCGCCGGAUGGUGCCCCAGCUCCGGCUGCCCAGGCCCUCGUCCCUGUCAGCCUUGUACUCCUACCUGCACAGCCGCAAGAUCGAGAUCCUGGAUUUAUUUAACAAAGUGGACCGGAGCAAGUACCAGAAGAUCACCAGGGAGCAGUUCAUCCUGGCUCUAAAGGCAAUCAGAGUUCCUCUGAUGCAGCAGGAGGUGGAGGACAUAGUAAUCUACCUGGGCUCCCUGGGGAAGCACAAUACCAUCACACUGGACAUCGUCACCACCACCUACAGGAAGUGGGCCCUGACCCAGCAGAGGAGCACCGUGCCCACCGCGAGGGAGUACUUCCUCUCGGCGAGACAGAAGAUCUCCCUACAGGCUUCGCUCAAGGCGCAGAAAGCAGAUUCCGACUCACAGCCUCGCCAGAUGGACCUACUGACAGUGCCCGAGGUUGACACAAAGACGGAGGCGAGGCCCUUGACCCUGGAGGAGAUGGAGGACGUGGGCAAGCGCUACCGCGAGAGGAAGCGGCUGCAGAAGCACCUGAUCCCGUCCAUCCAGUAUACGGAGCGCUGCCGCCUGGUGCGCUGCGGCUGCGAGCGCAUCGACGAGCACUGCCUCCCGUCCACCCUCUCUGGGGAGAUGAGGGAGAUGGUCGACAGGACGCGCAGGGACACCUUUCUGGUCUACCUGCAGUGCUGGAAGCUCUGCGAGUUCUACAGCCUCCCGCUGACGGAGGACAUCCUCAUGAGAGCCCUGCUGUAUCCGGGAGACAAGAUCAUCUUCCAGAGGGACCAGGUGCGCCCACUCCGGCAGCCCGGCGGCUACUACUCCGACAAGAAGGCCUUCGCUUGGAACCGGUCGCUGCACCAGGUCCAGGGCCUCGAGCCCGGCUACAAGAAGAUGGACAAGACCGACAAGAAGACACCGAAGAAGCUCAAGAAAAUGCUCUUUAAGGAGUUCGAGGAAUUCACCAGGAAGCUGAAGGGCAAGAGGUCCAGCGGCUCCCAGCAGCACACCUGCCCCAGUUCCUUCUGGCCGGGUCAGCUUCUGGACAAGCUGCAGCUGUACCUGCCCACGGUGAUCGCGGACGGGAGCCUGGUGCUCUUCAGCCGUGUGCGUCCUGAGCGCCACGCCUAUCCCGCCACCUACCACCCCGACCGCUGGUGGCCUGUGAAGGACAACAGCUACAUGGUCCACGCCUACUAUGAUUCCACCAAGGUCUACCACAUCGACUAGAGCGGCCCAGGCGCCGCCGACCUGGGCGUCCGUGACCCAGAGCCCGAGGCGUUGCGCGGGGGCCUGGCCUGGGGCCUGUGUCUCCGAGGGUGGAUGUGGACAGGGAGAGAUCGUGUGUUUGACCCCUUCCCCCUCCUGAACUCUGCCCUCAGAAAUAAACCAGGUUGGCGUUCCCCCAUGCCUCCUGUGACCCAGCUGGAGCGAGUUCUUAGGAGCCGGGCCAGAGCCUGCGGCUGGGGGUGUUCAGCAGACCUCCCCCCGGAAUGUGUCAGGGAUGCCCACAUGGCACCCCUGGACCCUGCAGUGCCCGUGGGGAAGCAGCAGCGUGUGGACAGCUUGUACCCUCCUCUGUG